Messenger RNA from Aaosphaeria arxii CBS 175.79, 3060 nucleotides. RefSeq lists its product as uncharacterized. The transcript is spliced from 2 exons. The record is from RefSeq and is a predicted model, not a curated record. Gene Ontology annotation, biological process: ER to Golgi ceramide transport; piecemeal microautophagy of the nucleus; exocytosis. Gene Ontology annotation, cellular component: intracellular membrane-bounded organelle; cytosol; perinuclear endoplasmic reticulum. NCBI's taxonomy places the organism in Eukaryota, Fungi, Ascomycota, Dothideomycetes, Pleosporales. The coding region runs from base 1 to 3060 and encodes 1019 amino acids. Gene Ontology annotation, molecular function: sterol binding.
AUGGCGGGAAUGGAGCAGCUCGAGGUCCACAGCAAGUCCUACCUUGUCCGCUGGGUGAACGUGCCUGCUGGGCACACCAUAUCCUGGAGCGUCCAGCCUCACAAGAAAUCCAUCAACUUUGGCAUCUUCAAGCACCCCGGUGCCUCCUCCUCCUCCGCCGCCACACCCAAUGUCCAAUCCCAACUCUUUGAAGGAGGUCCCGCCACACCAUCCCUCGAGGUCCCCAACACACGUAGCCGCGGCUUGUCGACCUCGCGCAACGAUCGAACCGUCGUCUUCGAGAAACUGUCAGCAAUUGGGCUGAAACAGGUACAAUGGACAGGGAAAUGCGAGGCGGAGAAGGUGUCCUUGGGCACGUACGAUGUACCGGACGGCGGGGGUGGUAUGUACGGGUUGGUCUUUGACAACACCUUCUCCAAGACGGUUUCGAAGACGGUCACAUUCGUGCUCAUGACAUAUCCCACCAAUGCCCCGCCAAAGACAGGACACCACAUGCACUACGCGCAGACAAUGGCUGGCGCGAGCUCCACGAGCUUAGGCAAAGGAAGUCCUUCCAUUGGACCCAUUGCAGAUUCGUCGGAAUCCUUACCUAGAGAUCUACUGGGAGCAAAGGCAGCAAUCGCCGAACGACCAAAAUCGUCCCAUGGAACCCUCGAUCCUGCCCCUUCGUCCAACUCCUCCUUUCUCACGGGAGUGUUACAGAAGAAGAGGCGAAAGAGAAAUCAAGGUUUCGCGAGGCGAUUCUUCUCUCUGGAUUUCACGUCAUCGACACUAUCCUACUAUCGCAACGACCAUUCAUCAGCGCUACGGGGAGCGAUCCCGCUUUCUCUAGCAGCCGUGGGAGCAAAUGAAAAGACAAGAGAGAUAUCGGUCGAUUCGGGAGCGGAGGUAUGGCAUUUGAGGGCGAACAACGCAAAGGAUUUCACCAUGUGGAAAGAUGCACUCGAACGCGCCUCUCGUUCCGCAGGAAUCGCGUCUCCUACUCUACAAACGAAAGAUCUCUCCUUGGGUCGGUUACCACAGGUCUUGAACGAGGCAGAAGAACGAGAAUGGGCACGUGUGGAAUCGCUGGUGGGAAGGAUCGCCGGCACGAGAGAUGCCGUUCGAAGGCUUGCGCAAGACACAGAUCCAAAGUACUCUUCAGGUACGGUAGGCCAAUCUACGACCGGCCUGGGCAUAAGCAAGUUACACGACGCGUUCUCUCCCAGUCCCUCGGAGUCGGAAAACAACGAAUACUUCCCAGAUGAUAGGAGCUCCGACAAGAAGCCAUCGUCAUUUUGGAAGCGCAAAGCAAGCAGCUCGGGCAGCCAGAGUCCAUCUGGCCUGUUCAGAAGAAGCGUCUCCGCACAAGUGGCGGUUGGUUCCCCGUCACACGCACCUCCCGUUCCUCCUAUUCCCUCGAACCUAGCAACAGUGCCCGCGAAUGGUACCCUCGCUGUACCUAAACGAAAUGACCGAUCUGCCGCGCACGAACCUCAGGAAGAGGGCAUGCAUGACCACUGCAUGUCAUUGCUCCGCGAUCUGGAUAGCGUUGUCACGGACUUCACCAUUCUGAUAGCAGAGAGUCGCCUGAGACGAACGCCGGCACCUAUGUCAGCUGUCUCACGACGCAGUAUGGAGUCGGAUGGUUCCGACGAGUUCUUUGAUGCUUACGACGGUGGCGUGGGCAAGUCUCAGAUUCUCACGAUAAGACGUGAUAGCGAAGACGACGAGCACGAACCCGAACACGCUCAUGAUGAUGUCUCAGAUGGAGAGUCAGAGUCCUCGAGCGAGGCAGGGGGCGCUGGCACUUUCGACCGCGAACGUUUCUCUAUGGACGUUAGACCCUCGAUCUACCCGACGAAGCCAAAGUCUCUCACUCCUCUACCUCUCCAGCCUGUGAACCGCCGCAAGACAGUCGCCCCUCCGAAAGGCCAACCUCCCUCGCUCAUUGCUUUCCUUCGCAAGAAUGUCGGCAAGGAUCUCUCUACCAUUGCCAUGCCCGUGACAGCCAACGAACCUACAUCUGCCCUCCAACGACUUGCAGAACAGCUUGAAUACACCGAACUCCUCGACCAAGCCGCGAACGUCAGCGCCGAAACAGGCGAGCGACUUGUCUACAUCGCCGCAUUCGCGAUCUCCGCCUUCAGCAACGCCCGCGUCAAGGAGCGAGCCAUCCGCAAACCCUUCAACCCCAUGCUCGGCGAGACAUUCGAGCUAGUCCGCGAAGACAAGGGCUUCCGCUUCAUCGCCGAGAAGGUAGUCCACCGCCCCGUGCGCAUGGCCUGCCAGGCCGAAUCCCAGCACUGGACCUUCAUUCAAUCCCCCACGCCCGUCCAGAAAUUCUGGGGCAAGAGCGCCGAACUCAACACGGACGGCCGCGUCCGCGUCUUCUUCCACGCCUCAGGCGAGCACUACUCCUGGACGAUCGCGACCUCCUUCCUCCGCAACGUCAUCGCGGGCGAGAAGUACAUCGAACCCGUCGGCACCAUGACCAUCAUGUGUGAAAACACGGGCGCCAAAGCCGUCUGCACCUUCAAAGCAGGCGGCAUGUUCGCGGGACGCAGCGAAGACGUCUCCGUGCAAGUCUUCGACGAGACGGGCUCCAUCCUCCCCAUGGGCCUCGUCGGCAAAUGGACCACAUCCCUCGACCUCACAUCCAACGGCCAACCCGCGGGGAAAACCGUCUGGACCGCGGGAUCCCUCGUCGACAAGCCAGCCCAGCAUUUCGGCUUCACGUCAUACGCGGCUGCGCUCAACCAGAUCACCGCCAUCGAGCAGGGACACAUCCCGCCGACCGACACGCGCCUGCGGCCCGACCAGCGCGCCUACGAGGACGGCGACAACGACCGUGCGGAGGCGCUCAAGGCGAAGCUGGAAGAGCGCCAGCGUGCGCGGAGAAAGGUCAUGGAGGACCACGGCCAGGAGUGGAGUCCGAGGUGGUUCGCCAAGGUCAGCGAGGAGGACGCCAUCGCGCUGGGCGGCGAGGAGGUGUGGCGGCUCAAGGGCGGGAAGGAGGGUUACUGGGAGUGUAGGGAGGAGGGGAGGUGGGAGGGCGUCACGGAGGUGUUCGAGACGUGA